UGACUCAGCUCUUUCCCGUCUGAGUCCGCCCCCAGUCGCUCGUGCUGAGUCGAGAGGGGCAAGCGGUCGCUCUUCCCUCGAUACAAAAAAAAGUAAAUAAACAUAGUUUUGUUGAAUUAAAUUAGAAUUCAUGUCUUGGUAUGGACCCGGAGUGAAAGAUAUACCCCUCCGUGCGACAGUGGUGGUCCAGAUGGAUUGAGCCAAACCUGUAAGAUAAUGGAGGGAGCUGGGCACAGGGGAAGAUGGGACAAAACAAACCCUGUUGGCACAAUACUCCUCCUCAUGUGCAUGUUCAUCCCCACUCUGACAUUGUUAGAGCCUUCUGAGGAGCAGACGUGUCCACAUGGGGACUAUCCCACUGAAAAGGGAAUUUGUUGCAACAGAUGCUCUCCAGGUUUUAAGCUUGUAGAAAAGUGUAAUGCUACGGGUCAGAGAAGUACCUGCGCACCCUGUCCUGCUGGACAAUACACAGACCAGAUGAACUUCUUCCCCAACUGUCUAAGUUGCAGGCGCUGCAAAGCAUCAAAACAUGAAGUGGAGGUAUCACCAUGUAGAAGACCGCAAAACACAGUUUGUCGCUGUGAGGCCGGUUAUUACAAGUCUAACAUCGACUCGGAAACAUACGAGUGUCGCAGAUGUACACCAUGUGGACAGGAAAAGGAAAAGGAAAAACAGACAUGUACAGCAGAGAAAAACACUGUGUGUGAAUGUACAGAGAACUACUACAGAGCCAAGGGCAAGUGUAAACCAUGCAAGAAUUGUACCGCUGAGUGCAAAACUCACUGCUCAUACCCCCAUUCUCUGAAUACAAUAGCUCCUAAAAUUGAUGAAUAUCUUAUCAACAUAAUUGCUGGAGUUGUAGUUGUUACUGUGGUCUCAUUAAUGCUCGUGGUUCUCAUCACCCACGUGGCCACAAAACGGUCUACGAAGAAGAAGUUGCUGAAACUCACCACCCAACCAUCGGACGUCUCCCCAGACUCAUGCGAGCAAGUCCUGGUUCACAGUGAGGAACCUUCAGAGAACAUGAGUGUUCGAGCUGUUCCCCAAAGUCAUGUGAGUGAACAGGAGCCGUCCAAUCUGCCCGACUGUGUCCCCCUGGAAAUCAGGAUCCCUGACCUGAUCUACACUGUGCUGGAUCUGGUUCCCGUACCGCAGGUGAAGCGGCUGGUGCGAUCUCUCGGUGUGAUGGAUACAGAGAUCGAACAAGCCGAGACGGAUCACCGAUCCUGCCGCGAGGCUAACUACCAGAUGCUGAGGGUGUGGGCUGAGAGAGGGCCACGUGCUGGUGGAGGAGGUCUAGGUAGAAUGCUGCACCGGCCCUUGUUGCACGAGUUGUUGGACAAACUGAGAAUGAUACACCUGGGACAAGCAGCCGAGGAGCUGGAGACAAAGUACGGCAUUCAGUAAUUCUGCAACGUGUGCCAAGCAAAGAGCUUAUGAGACCAAGUAUUGUUCCCUGUAGAGACUCACUCACGGGCGGCCUCAAAGCGUACAAACUGACACCGUGCUACCACCAACAGUUUUAUUUCACAGAAACCAACACAGCACUCUACCUCUCCAAUCAACUCGCCGAGAAGACGGGAUCAAACUACUGAGAGCGACGGAUCAAACGAUUCCCAGAGUGACAGUCGCAGAUAAAUUCAGCUUACAAAUUGACAGAAGAACUUUUAGCCAUGUUGUGUUUUUUAAAGGAACGAUAAGACGACUGGGAACCAUCUUAUUGGCUUUGCUGUGCAGAGUUCGAUGAGAAGAUUGAUACCACUCUCAUUUCUGUAAAUAUGAAACUAUAACUAGCAGCUGGGGAGCUUAACUUCGCCUGGCUUUGUCCAAAGGAACAACAUCUGGCGACCAACACCGUCAAAGCUCACCUAUUGGUGGUUUUGGUCUUAUUUGUUUAAUCUGAAGUGGGUAUAUUCUGUAACACUGGACUAUUUCUUGUCCGGGAUACAGCAACUUCCUGCAGUUUCUGCUGGUUGCCUGGCAACCGCUCAUCUGGCUUAACUCACCCCCAGAAAAAUAAAGUGUUUCCCUCAAAACUUCAAACUAUUAUUUUAUGACGUUCAUCACUGUACAUAGUUGCAUGCUGGAACUUUUUCUUGUCUGGGGUCAGUGAGUUAUAGAGGUGUAGGUGUCUUUGGAAAUGUGGGGGAAAUAAAAGGUCUUUUAUGAUUUCAUUUUGGACUGAACAUUGCAAACAUGUUGUUUUCUGUUUUCUGCUAAAUCAAACUGAUAAAGUCUGUGCCAUAAGUUUACCGAGUAAUGUUUUAAUAGUAGUUCCUUAUUACAUUGUUGAAACGGUUCAAGUCUUGCAAAGAUUGAAUGGGAACAAUUACAAAACCAGGGAAGUUGGUAGUUCCUGUAGGCCAGAGCCCUGCCACUCCACACAGGCUCUUACAGACACAUUUGCAUACCUUUAAGCCCCAUCAUACAAGCAUUAUUCAUAACUGUUAGAGAAAACAGAACACGCCUUGUCUCAGUCUGCUUUAUCAGUCAACUUUGCCAAUACCUGUCUCAGCCUGCAGAUUCAGAUAUGAAUCCACCGCACAGAGAAAGACUGAGGACGUGUUAUUCCACUGCACUUUUAUCCUGUAUGAAACUGUAUAAACAGAACCAUUUAGUAUAUAACAUGUAUUGUGUUGAUAUCUGGACCUUAAAUAAAUGUAUCUUUGUACCGCUAA
Molecule: messenger RNA, 2678 nt
Organism: Cyclopterus lumpus (lumpfish)
Lineage: Eukaryota; Metazoa; Chordata; Actinopteri; Perciformes; Cyclopteridae
Gene: tnfrsf1a
Product: tumor necrosis factor receptor superfamily, member 1a
Exons: 10
Coding region: 217-1407 (396 amino acids)
Biological process (GO): signal transduction; inflammatory response
Cellular component (GO): membrane raft; mitochondrion; signaling receptor complex
Molecular function (GO): tumor necrosis factor receptor activity; tumor necrosis factor binding
Source: RefSeq, a predicted model, not a curated record